AUGAAGAUCCUCCUAGUCACACUCCUACUCUUAGCAGUAGGGUAUUGUUCCAUUGGAGAUACAUUACCUGAGUUCCAGACAUGUCUCGAACACUGUCAAUGCACCGAUAGCUCGUGGCUAUGGUCGUGUGAAUCCGUUUGCAACUAUCAAUGUCAACAAUUGAUAACAAAUCAACGGGAGAGUAUAGGGUUGGAAAUGGUUCAAUUCUACGGUAAAUGGCCAUUUAUCAAAGUUUUUGGAGUUCAAGAGUUCUUUUCAACGUUGUUCUCCCUUGGAAACUUCUAUGUCAACUAUCACAACUUGUUCAAGCUUCUACGUCAAUAUCGUCGUGGUGGAAGUGGAUCAGAAUAUCAGGUCAUGUACUCUCAAUAUGUGAUAUUAUUAGUUGCCAGUUGUAUUGGAUGGAUAUUCAGUACUGUGUUCCAUUUCCGUGAUGUUCCCUUGACUGAAACCCUUGAUUAUUUCGGAGCAUUUGCUAUAGUAUUAUCCAAUUUGAAUGCAAUCACGGUUCGUUUCUUUCAAUUAUAUAAACAUACAAUCAUAUUGAGGAUCUGGCAAGCUUCAUUGGUAAUGCUUUAUAUUUAUCACACCACUCGUUUGCUUGAUUUCUGGGAUUAUCAAUACAAUAUGCAAAUGAAUGUGUUUGUGGGAUUAACAGCCAUGAUACUAUGGAUCGCCCAUUCCUUAUCUAAAUACCGAGAAUUUCAAUCACAUUUCCAUAUAUAUAAUAAUUCGAUACAAAUAUUACCAUAUGAGACUAGAUUGCUUACCAAAUUGAAUUAUUUGUGGAUUUCCAGAUCAAGUCUUAUUCCGCUAAUUCCAAUAUUCAAUAAUAUUUUCUUGCUUGGCGGUCUUUCAUUCGAAAUGAAUGACUUUGCUCCCAUUGCAAGAUUAGUGGAUGCUCAUAGUUUAUGGCAUUUGACUACUAUAUUUCCUAGUAUUAUUUGGCAUGAUUGGAAUAUUUGGGAUAUUGAGCUGUUGAAAAUGGUUGACUCAAUGAAAUAG
Molecule: messenger RNA, 1005 nt
Organism: Spathaspora passalidarum NRRL Y-27907
Lineage: Eukaryota; Fungi; Ascomycota; Pichiomycetes; Serinales; Debaryomycetaceae
Exons: 1
Coding region: 1-1005 (334 amino acids)
Biological process (GO): GPI anchor biosynthetic process
Cellular component (GO): endoplasmic reticulum membrane
Molecular function (GO): hydrolase activity, acting on ester bonds
Source: RefSeq, a predicted model, not a curated record